This is a messenger RNA of Diatraea saccharalis (sugarcane borer), 2858 nucleotides long. Lineage: Eukaryota; Metazoa; Arthropoda; Insecta; Lepidoptera; Crambidae. The record is from the annotation of a GenBank genome assembly.
GCACGGCCGUGUGAAAGUACGAACAUCAGAGGAAGAGAAAGCCCGCAAAGAAAAGGAGCGUCAAGAAAAGCUUAAAAUUUUCAAACAUGCUAUGCAAAAAAUCAAGUUUAUGAGAAAAGAAGGUAAAUUGGAUAAUGAACUGUUGGAGCUGACAGGAAAAGUUUUAUCCUCUAAUCCAGAUAUUUACACUUUGUGGAAUAUAAGAAGAGAAAUCCUCAUUGUUUUUGAGUAAGCUAAUUAUCUUUCAAUUACUUUUAAAAGUAUGAUAUUUGAAAUAAAUUAAAUAUCUUCUUUUAAAUAUUUAAUUUUAAUCAUAAAAGGAUUUUAUUUCAGAAAAGAUGAAAACAUGCAAAAGAGCAUGCCAAAUUUAUAUGAUUCUGAACUGCAAUUAACUGAAUAUUGUUUGAAAGUAAACCCAAAAUCAUAUGGAUCUUGGCAUCAUCGACAAUGGGUUCUAAUAACUCGUCCUGAUCCUGAUUGGAAAACUGAGCUGAAUUUGUGUAACAAAUAUUUGAAGAUGGAUGAACGAAACUUUCAUACUUGGCACUAUCGAAGUUUUGUUGUCAGCAAAUGCCAGCCAUCACUGAAAGACGAAUUUGAUUUCACCACUGAAAAGUUAUUAGAUAAUUUUUCUAAUUACUCUGCCUGGCAUUAUCGUAGUAAAAUGCUAGUUGAAUUAUAUCCUGACGUUAAAGGAGGAAGACCUAUAGAGGACAGCCAUCACAAACAUGAGUUGAAAAUGGUUCAAAGUGCAGCAUUCACAGAUCCUGAUGAUACUAGUGCUUGGUUCUAUCAAAGGUGGUUAUUAGGUGCAGUAAAAAAUAAUGUUGACUUAGCAGUUAUAUCUGUGACACCUUCGAAUACUUCUUUAGCAUUCAGUCAGUAUGUUUCCAAAGAUUUUGUAAAUAGUAAAAUAGAAAUCAUUAUAAAUGAUUUGCCAGUAAGUGGUGAGUGGCUAUCUUGCAUAGGAAACCAGUAUGAUAACUUAUGGAUCUUCAAACAUAAUGUAUUGAUAGAAGAUGGUUUAGAUAUCAAGGUUCAAUAUGAAAUAGAAAAUGGACAAAAGCAAGUUCUCUCUUGUGUACCAAUUAAACCAUUUACCUACGUUGGCCGGAAUAAAGUGAACUUUCAGAAACAUUAUUCAGUACCUGUACUAAAUGAAUUAAAGGAUCAAUUAGAAUCGUGUCGUCAAUUACUUGCUAUGGAGCCUGAUAAUAAAUGGACACUUUUAACAACUACAGUGUUUUUGAAUUGCAUCAAUGCAAAACUUUAUCAUACUGAAGUUAUAGAUAAUUUAAAAACUUUAAAAAGUAUAGAUAAAUUACGUGCUGGGUAUUAUGAAGACUUAAAAACUAAAUGGUGUAUUGAAAACCAGCUGUACAAAGAUUAUGAAAAUGGCGAGCUUGUGUUUAAAGUGAAUUUCGGUGAGAAAAUAUCGUGCCUUCCGCAUCUACAAUACUAUAGUCAUUGUGAAAAGGUUGACUUGUCCAAUCAAAAUUUGACAUCUAAAGUUUUGCCAUCUUUGAUAGUAUUACAAAACUGCAAGUGCUUAUCAUUAAAAAAUAACAAAUUAACAUCUCUGAGAGGUUUCCCAAGUCUGGCAUUGGAAGAAUUAGAUUUACAGGGUAAUGAUCUAGAUAUAAAUGAAGUAAACAGAAUAAGAGAAGUUUUUAAAGGUAACAUAAUAUUUUAGUAGGUAAUUGCUUUUAAUAGGUUACAUUGUGUUAUGCACAUCUGACUUUAUAAAACUCGAUUUUAAACCUUAAUGCAUUAAUAGUAGAGUCGAAUUCCAUUGCUGUUUGACAUAUUGUUUUACCCGCAAGGGUUGAGACAGCAUGUCUAAUUUCUGCAAUUAAAAGCCUUGUGUAACUUCAAUAAAUUAUGUACAUUAUAUCAUUGGUAUGAAAAUAUGUUACCAAUUAUUUCAUUCUUAUUAAUUCUAAUCUGAUAUUAAUUUAAUAUAAUAAUUUUAAUUGUAACUGAACACAUCCUAUGUAACACAUAUAUGUAAUAACUAAAUAAGUUGUUAUUUUAUUAUUAUUAUAUGUAUAAGAUGCAGAAACCUUGAUUUUUAUCACACUCUGUAAGAAUGUAGAGUCCUAUAAGUACACAUUAGCGCCACAGUCUUAUAAUUUAAUCUUCUUUUUGAUCGUUUGAAAACCAACAUGUACAGUCGAACAGCACACCAUUUUAUACAAAACUCAAAUUGCAUUUGAUUUAACUUAUUGAAGGUAGUCCAAAAUAUGUUACUUAAUUUUGUUGUUACCUGAUAUCCUGCUGUGUCCUGAAAUAUUAUAAAUUGAAAUCUAUAUCAAUACCACAAGAAAUAAGUUAAGCUUGCAGUCAACAUCUGGGGGGGAGGGGGGGGGGGGGACACUAUCCUACCCUACUCCUAACCAUCGGUUCGUUUAUGUUAUCAGUUGGGAUUUGUCAUCAUAAAAAUAAAAAUGUUUGGUUAGAGUAGUCGCCCGAAUUACGAAAGGUCAUGGGUUUGAGUUCCAUCUCAAGAGUGCCAUGGCCAAAGUAAAUUUUUAAAAAUAUUUUUCAUUAAAAAUAUAAACAGUGCAGUUGAAAUCUAUAAAAAUAUAAUGUUAGUAUAGAUACUAAAUAUAUUAAUCACAUUUCGACUGUGGCACUAGCGUGCCUUAAGGAUUGAAUUCUGCAUUUAUCAAACUUUUACAUGUAUAUUUAACAAUAAAGCUACGCUUGCACUGGUGACUUUUGUCAUCGUUAUCUUUUGUUUAUCACUGCCUGUCAUUUAAAUGGAAAUAAGUUAAUAGAGUAUUUAACACUAUUUAAAAAUAAGUUGCGUAUUAAGGUCUAACAGGAGAACCUACAUGACUUGAUAAUUCUUAGAA